Rhododendron vialii is the source of this 2261-nucleotide messenger RNA. Its product is annotated as WRKY transcription factor WRKY24-like. The coding region runs from base 379 to 2067 and encodes 562 amino acids. NCBI's taxonomy places the organism in Eukaryota, Viridiplantae, Streptophyta, Magnoliopsida, Ericales, Ericaceae. Gene Ontology annotation, biological process: regulation of DNA-templated transcription. The record is from RefSeq and is a predicted model, not a curated record. Gene Ontology annotation, molecular function: DNA-binding transcription factor activity; sequence-specific DNA binding. The transcript is spliced from 5 exons.
GCGUAUGACGUGCGAAUCCAAUGAAAUAUCUGCCCUCAUAUUUCAGCCGCCUCUCUCUCUCUCUCUGUCUCUCUCCAUGUUUAAAUGUAAUUUAGCCACCUCUCUCACUCCUCUCUCUCUCUCUCCAUGUGUAAUGUAAUCUAGCCAGCCAGUCAAACCCACGAGAUUUGAACAAAACACCACCCAAAAAAGUAGCAGGAGUCCCGAGCCUUCUCAGAAGAUACCUCCUUCUACACGUCCAUAUAGGAAAGAGAAAGAGAUAGGCAAACAGUGAAAAAAGGAUAGCCUCCUCUCCUCUACUAGUUCUCAAUAAUACAUAACGUGUUCAUUUUCAUUUCCACUUCCUCCCUCUCUCUCUCUCUCUCUCUCUGCUCACAAAUGGGCACUUCAUCGGCUAACUCACGGCAGCAACAACAACAACAACCGCCGUCCAACUUCUCUUUCUCAAACCAAUUCAUGUCCACCUCCUUCUCCGACCUCCUAGCCGGAGACUACCCGUCUUCCGCCAGCCGCGGCGGAUUGUCCGAUCGGAAUGGCUCUGCAAUCCCCAAAUUCAAGUCGAUUACGCCGCCUUCGCUUCCUCUCUCACCGCCGCCGGUGUCUCCUUCGUCUUACUUUGCUAUACCUCCUGGAUUAAGCCCAACUGAGCUCUUGGACUCCCCUGUUCUCUUCUCUACUUCCAACAUUCUACCAUCUCCAACUACUGGGACUUUCCCAUCUCAGGCUUUCAACUGGAAACCCAAUUCCUCUAACAACAACCAGCAGCUAGGAAUCAAACAGGAGCAAAAGAACUACUCUGAUUUCUCUUUCCCCACCCAAACAAGGCCUCCAACAUCCUCCUCAACAAGCUUCCUCUCUCAAAUUCCCACUGAAAACCAAUCCGAAUACGCUCCGGUACAACAGAGUUUUUCCCCUGAGAUUUCCAACAUUCAGACCAACUCUCAAACAAACAGUGGGGUUAAAUCAGACUAUAGCAAUAGCCAGUAUAACCAAUCAUCGCAGUCAAUGAGAGAGCAGCAGAGGAGAUCAGAUGAUGGAUAUAACUGGAGAAAAUAUGGGCAGAAACAAGUGAAAGGGAGCGAAAAUCCUCGCAGUUAUUACAAGUGUACAUACCCUAAUUGCCCUACUAAGAAGAAAGUGGAGAGGGGUUUAGAUGGGCAAAUCACUGAGAUAGUUUAUAAGGGAAAUCAUAACCACCCAAAGCCUCAAUCUACUAGGAGAUCAUCAUUGUCUUCUUCAGCAGCUUCUCAAGCAAUUCAAAACUGUAGUAACUCAAAUGGUGAAGUCCCAGAUCAGUCCUAUGCCUCCUCACAUGGGAAUGGACAGAUGGAUUCGGUCGCGACACCGGAGAAUUCUUCGGUGUCGGUUGGGGAUGAUGAUUUUGAUGGGAGCCCUCGGAAGAGUAAAUCAGGGGGAGGUGGAGGAGAUGAGUUUGAUGAUGAAGAACCUGAAACCAAAAGAUGGAAAAUAGAGGGAGAAAGUGAGGGAAUAUCAGCCGCUGGGAGCAGAACAGUGAGAGAACCUAGAGUGGUAGUCCAAACAACAAGUGAUAUUGAUAUUCUUGAUGAUGGGUAUAGAUGGAGGAAAUAUGGGCAGAAGGUGGUUAAGGGAAAUCCUAAUCCAAGGAGCUACUAUAAGUGCACAAACCCCGGGUGCCCCGUAAGAAAGCACGUCGAGCGCGCAUCCCACGACCUCCGGGCUGUGAUCACCACCUACGAGGGGAAGCACAACCACGACGUCCCUGCUGCACGUGGCAGCGGUAACCACUCCAUAAACAGGCCUCUCCCUAGCACCACUUCUGCCCACACCAAUGAGGCCAUUAGGCCUUCGGCUAUGUUCCACCACCAAUCUUCCACCGCCGCGAUCAAUCCCAUUCGCAACUCAAGGCUACAACAAUCUGAUAGCCAAGCGCCCUUCACAUUAGAGAUGUUGCAGAGCCCCGGUAGCUUCGGUUUCUCGGGAUUUGGGAACUCAAUGGGAUCUAAUUACAUGAAUCAACCCAUUGAAUUCUCUAGAGCCAAGGACGAACCGAGGGACGAUUUGUUCGUUGAGUCUUUACUCUACUGAAUUUCGCUUUGAGUUGUCGAAAGGUUGGUUUGCUACAGAAGGAUUAUGAUUUUUCAAUACAAUAAGAAGGUGAGGAAAAAAAGGGUAAAAUGAUUUUUUAAUUUCGUUUGUUAUUGGUGUAUAUUUCUACAGGGAUAUUGUAUUUUUGUACAUUCGGCACAGGAAUAUGAUGUAGAAGUUCCCUCAUUUUUUCA